GCUUCUUUCUUCGACCGCAUCCGUAAUGAUCAUGUCUUCCAGAAGGUUAUGCGCGUGAUCCAGUUCCUGUCCGCCAUCAUGUAAGCAAACGGCGCGUCUGAAAACAUGAAAAUCUCUUGCUAAUUGCUCCAGCUCUCUCGGACUGUUCUCGUCCCGCAUGUACAAGGUCUAUCGCCUCGUCCGCAGCGUGCGCAACUCAUCCGGUGCUGUCGAGGGUAUCCUCGCUGCUGCAACCCUCUACACCAUUAUCACUCUCCUUAUCAAUCUCUGCUUGAAGAGAGGAGCACCAAAAUUCCUGCGCUGGUUGUUGAUCUUCCUUGAUCUGGUGUUUGUCGUCGGUUUCAUCGUCGUGGCUGUCUUGACCAGACCCCAUGGAGGUCUCAGCAGCCUUUGCGCCACUUCGAGACAGAGAAACGAUCCCAACAACCGCGACAACGCUCUGUGCAAACUGCCACUCGCAACCUUCGGUCUGGCCAUCUUCAGCACUAUCCUCCACUUCAUCACCGCCGUCUUCCACGAGGCCCGCGACCACCACAGAAACAAGAGAGCCUCCCAGUCCGCCGAGGAAGAGAUGAAGCGCUCUCAGGAUGGCCUGCGCAACUAGGUCAGCCUCUCAAACAUCACUCUUCGAAGGACGCGCUUCGGGAUGUUCUGGAGCACUUUCCCGAGCCAGGGGUUUUGCGCUUUCGCGGU
Aureobasidium pullulans EXF-150 is the source of this 693-nucleotide messenger RNA. RefSeq lists its product as uncharacterized. Bases 158 to 604 code for a protein of 148 amino acids. The transcript is spliced from 2 exons. The record is from RefSeq and is a predicted model, not a curated record. Lineage: Eukaryota; Fungi; Ascomycota; Dothideomycetes; Dothideales; Saccotheciaceae.